AGGAGGGGGUGAUCUCCCAUUCCCGCCUGCUGCAGGGCUGCCAUGGAGCUCAUGCAGGGCAGCGUGACUACUGGCGAAGGGGCCCUGGCAGGCUGGCGGUUGGGGAGGUGUUCAGACAUCUGGGCCAAGUUGCCCGGCCCUCGCUGGCUCAGCUGAUCUGCGGGCCACAGUUAAGGGGAUAAGUCUCCAUGAGGUGAAUGGAAAAGGGAAGGGCUGCCUCCUGUGCUGGCCACACCCACCCCUUCACUAGGGCAUAUUUUUGGGGUAGGGCUUAUAUUAGGCCCACCUAAAAAAUAAGGCUAGGCUUAUUUUCGGGGUAGGUCGUAUUUUUGGGGAAACACAAUACAUCGAUGUGUGUGUGUGUACACCCAUACCCAUACAUGCAGAUGCAUAUACAUAUGCUACACACACACAGAUCAUUUAGAAUAUAUAGCAGAAAAAGUCUUGGGAGUUAAAUUUUACAUUGUAAAUUAAAAGCUUAAUUGUCAAGUUUUUAUAUUGUAAGCAUGACUUAGACUUUAUUUUCAGAUCAUAUUUGUCUAAUACACUUCAUCUUAAUAAGUAUUCCUUUAUGAGAAAAUGUGUACAUUCUUUAAGGCAGAGUUCUCAAAGGAUGUGUUUCAUCUCUAGAUCAUGAGACAGGAAAUGGGGGGGGUGGUCACUAGUGAGUGCUGUCUUUGCUUCUUUACAAUAAGAGUAGACUUAUUGUAUUAGGUUGAUGCUAAGGAAUGGGACAGUUCCAGGUUCUGUACUGUGUUUGCCUUUCAAAAGCAGAGUCAUACCUGAAGAUGUGAGAUUUCCAUGGAAAGCUCUGACCCUCAGAUGUGAUUCUCGUUUUCAAGAUGACAUGGAGUGGAAGGGAAAUAAGGUGCAAUUAUCUCAUUGUGGGUAUGCUUGAAGACAAGGCAACCCUAGUUCCCAAUAUUUUGCAAAUAAGCAGUUUAAGAGAACCUAAUUUAAAGCAAUAGAGCAUUGUGCACAUAUACAAUGCACACAGUUGCAUGCAUAUAUGCAUGUAAAUUCAUAUGUAAACAGUGUGGGAAAGGUAUCACCAGGUAUUUAAUUUUUAUUCUUUUACAGUUUGAUCUCAUAAUUACUCUCUCAAAUUUCUAUUAAUAGCAGUAGCACUUAGAUUUACAUACCGCUUCACAGUGCUUUACAGCCCUCUCUAAGUGGUUUUACAGAGUCAGGAUAUUGCCCCCAACAAUCGGGGUCCUCAUUUUACCCACCUCAGAAGGAUGGAAGGCUGAGUCAACCUUGAGCCUGGUGAGAUUUGAACUGCCAAAUUGCAAUCAGCCGCACUCAGCAGAAAUAGCUUGCAAUAUUGCAUUCUAACCACUGGACCACCACAGCUCUUCCUGUUUCAUUUGUAACAGCAAGUUUGCAACAAAACAAACUGCUCAUUUUUGCUGAUUUAAAGAAAAUGUUGUGACUUGAAGAAUAUAAAUUCUUGGAUCCUGUUUAUUUUGAUAGUAACUAAUAGGCUGUAAUUACAGGAUUCAGGUUAAAAUGCUAACCUAAGCUUAAAAUCCAUGGGUUUUCUUCUGUAUUUAUGACCCUGCCACAUGGCUAAAUAGCUGUAUUUAGUUGUGACCCCAAGGCUGUCACAGAUCAUAAUUGUCAGUUGGAGUUGAACUGCUCAACUUGCAGAUUCAUUUUCUUUUUAGACUUCAAGAAAGCUGUAUUCAUUGUUUCAUAAAGAAAGAAAGAGUCUAUAGAUAGGAAUAAACAUUUAAAAAUUCCAGUUUAGUAGAUAUUAGGUUAGCAGGCUAUACCGGUAGUCCUUGCUCACUGGUUGUAAUUGGGACUGGGAAUUCCAUCACUAGGUGACACAGUCAUAAAGUGCAAUGUCACAUGACUACAUGUGCUUAAGAUGACAGUACCAGCUGGUAUUGUUAGGUGAAUCCUGAGUGGUUGUACUCUUUUGUGGUCAUAAAUCACCAUUUGCAACCUCCUGUUGGCUUCCCUAUUGACUUUACCUGAGGGUGGAGAGACAAGUGUGGCUUUUGCUGGGGAUUCCCUCUCCCACCUCCCUGAGGCGCCUGGUCCUUCUUACCUCCCCACUCAGAGACUGAAAUCCUUUGACAAGCAGCUCUUUCACCCAACAUCCAGACCGAAGUGGGAGUUCUCUUCGCAAAUAUCAUCAUUUGCAAAUCUUACUGCAUUGAAUUUGUGGCUGAGCAUAUUGAAAUAGUGAUUGCAUAGUCACAGUGUGCUUGGCAACAGAUCAUAAAUGCGAAAGGGUUGCCAAGCACCCAAAUUAUGACUAUCGCAUGACUAUGAACAUGUGUGCAAUCUUUAUGAUGGCCAGAAGUAAAGCAUCCUUUCUGAGUCCGUCAUUAAUUCAAAGCAUCAUUAAGUGAAUGGUAUUAAGUCAAGGAUUAUAUAGUAGCUUGCCCUCCUAGUGCUCGUGGGGAUGUAGUUUUCUCUUGGUAGUACCUUGUUUAUUGCUAAUAAUAAUACUGCUGGAGAGGAUAUGUUCUGAUGUUCCCUCACCCCUUAACUUUUUGUUGUCUCUUGAAUGAUGUGUAAUGUGGUUUAUUUCUAUGUAUCUAUUAGUGACUGAUUUGUCUGAAUGCCAAACUUCUGGGAAAUAUUUAACUUUUUGGGAUUUGGCAUAGUCUAGAAGGCUCACAGUUUUCUGGCUGAAAAUAUGAUUGAGUGUAUCCAUGUAUUGGGAAAUUAAGGCGUUUUCAUUAUGUCUUCUGACUGCUAGCUGGUGUUCAUGCAUGUGCUGUGCUAGUUUUCUGCCUGUUUCCCUAUAUAGUGGCUGUUGCAUUCUUUACACUGUAUGUUUAGAUGACACUUAUUUUUUAUUUUUGGAUUACUGGGCUUUUCGGUUUACUUAUUAUGAUUUAGCAUAUGAUGAGAACAUGACUUGAUUUGUAUGCUAUGGUGAUGCCAUGUUUCUAUAAUAGUCUGUUGGUUAUUUUUGGUGUAUGGUAAUGUCAUCCUUUUCAUUGUGUUGGUUGUACUGUAGUGGGUUGAGUGGUCAAGUCCUUUUUGAUAAAAUUGCAUGGCUAUUCAUGUUGUUGGAAGAUGUUAUAUAAGCUGUUUCCUUUUUCUGGUGUUCCUGCAGUGUGUUUGUGUUCUUUUGAAUAGUAUUCUUACACAGCUGUUCUCGUGGGAGGUUGGGUUGUUACUUUAGUGAUGGACCAAUUGGUUAGUAUGGCUUGUUCUUUGUAGAUAAAUUGUGUUUCUAAUUUGCUGUUGUUUCCUCUAAUGAUGAGGACAUCCAGAAAAGGAAGUGGUGUUGUUUUCUUCCCAUGUGAAUGUUAUUCCUUUAAUGAUGUUGAAUGCUUCAUGAGUCUUUUCUAGUUUCUUUUUUUAUUAUGACAAAGGUGUCAUUUGCAUACAGGAUCCAUACUUUUGGUUGUAUGUGUGGAAGUGCUAUAGUUUUGAGACGCUGCAUUAUAGUCUCUGCUGUGAGUCUUGAGAGUGGGGAUCCCAUGAGAGUUUCUCUGAUUGUUGGUAUAUCUGUCUAUAAAACUGAAAGUAGGUGAUAAGGCAGAUUAUGGUCCAUAAUUCUGAAUACAGGUAGUCCCUGACUUACAACCACAAGUGAGGCCAAAUUUCUGUUGCUGAGACAUUUGUUAAGUGAGUUUGCCCCAUUUUAAAUCCUUUCUUGCUUAAAUGAAUCACUGCAAUUGUUAAAUUAGUAACCCAGUUGUUAAGUAAAUCUGGCUUCUCCAUUGACUUUGCUUGUUAGAAGGUUGCAAAAAGUAAUCACACAACCCCAAGAUACUGUAACUGUCAUAAAUAUGAAUGGGUUGCAAGCAUUUGCAUUUUGAUCACAUGAUCAUGGAGAUGCUCUAACAGUCAUAUGUAUGAAAAACAAUCAUAAGUCUCUUUUUUCAGUGCUCUUGAAACUUCCAAUAGUCACAAAAGCCAAGCACUUAUUUCUGGGUUCAAAAAAAUAUAAGAGUCUUAUUUUUGGUGUAUGUUGUAUGGUGUAUGGAUAUGGUCUAUCUAUGUUGCACCAUACCCCUUGCACACCAUCCUGGACCCGCACGUUGCCUCUCACACACACUCUAAAUCGGUUUCUUUUCUUUUCCCCCAGUUAAGGAGAAGGAAGUAGACUUUCAAGUAACCUACUCAAAUUUGGAGUUGUUUCAUUCAGAUAAAUUUCCAGAGCUUUUUUGAUACAUGUAAAUCUUAUAUUUUAUUACUAAUGUUCAUGUAAUAUAACAUUUAUGUAAUGUUAUGCACAGUUUAGUUUGUCAGAUUUUUUAAAAAUUACCAAUUUAUCUUUUUGUUCAGGAGUCUUAAAGAUCUUGAAUUAAGUGACAAGGUGUUUAAUAAUCACUAUAUUAUUACAACCUUCUGAUUUGGAAGAACCAUUGACCAGCUGUAUGUUUGGAAGAGACACACAAUGUUCCAACAUUCUGUAGAAUGUUCAAUUCCCACAAUGGAAGUUUUGCAUAAAUCAACUGACUACAGAGUUAACAAUUGUGGUGUGCCAACAGAAAAUGGCCAUAUUGUGUUUGCACAUUUCAAAAAACUGCUUGACUGACAGUGCUUAUUCUCAAUCUGCAAAGAACCUCUCACAUAGAAACAGUAUUGAUAAGCCUUAAGUAGUUUUGAAAGGGAAACAGAAAAUGAAAUAUUGGGGAUUAUACAGGUAAUACUUGUGUAAGGAUCAUUCAAAAAAUUACAAAGGCACUGAAUGAAUGGUACUUACAAGUUAGCACACUUACGGUCACUAGAUCAAAAUUUGGGCACCUGGUAGCUGGCCUGCAUGUCCUUCAACUCUCCCACCUGCGUAUGCCCCCCCCCCAUCUCUGCCCUUUUGGCCAUCCUGCUGUCUACUGGCGUUGCCUAUCCUUGCUGCCCCUCACUGAUCUUUGCGCCACUGGCAACAGAAGGAAGACGAUGGCAAAAGUCAGCGGAGGGAGAGUGGCAUGGGCACACACAGAUACUUUAGAUGGGGGAGAUGAAGAGAUAAAGAUGAGACAGGUGGAAGGGCAGAAGAAGUGUAAGUUCCUUGCUUAAUGGCACAGUCCUCAAUGACUACAAUCACGAUUACCAGAACUGUUAUUGCUAAGUGACGCGGUUAUAUGAUGUUUCACCUACCAACCAUUUUGCUUGGGGAUGGAAAUUCCAAUGCCAAUUGAGGUUGUUAAGUGAGGUUGUGUAAUUCAUGCAGUUUUCUCCGCUUUCUUUUUAAAGCAAAAGUGGAGUCUAAAGUAUCUGUUCAACAAUGUUACAAAUAAUGUGUGCAUAUUCUUAGGUAAAGAAUAAAGAAUGUAAAGGGACGCGGUGGCUCAGGGGCUAGGACGUUGAGCUUGUCAAUUGAAAGGUCUGCAGCUCAGUGGUUCGAAUCCCUAAUGCUGCCGUGUAACCGGGUGAGCUCCCGUUACUUGUACCAGCUUCUGCCAACCUAGCAGUUUUGAAAGCAUGUAAAAAUGCAAGUAGAAAAAACAGGGACCACCUUUGGUGGGAAGGGAACAGCGUUCCGUGCGCCUUUGGCGUUGAGUCAUGCCGGCCACAUGACCACGGAGACGUCUCCGGACAUUGCUGGCUUUUCGGCUUUGAAACGAAGAUGAGCACCGCUCCCUAGAGUCGGCAACAACUAACACUUGGGUUUGAAGACUAUGGACCAGAUUGUGAGAGCAUGAGGAUAACUGCUUUCCUGGACAUUCCAGGGCAGGAUAACUUAACUCCACUUGGACGUUUAGAAAAAUAUGCUUUUAGCGAUAAUAUAUUUAACAGACAAAUAAUUGCCAGGGGUUUACUUGAUGUCUUUCGAGAUUUCAAUCAUAAUGAGGAAGAUUUCUUGACAGUUAUGUCAAUAGUGGUCCGGCUAUCUGAAGAUACAGAACCUACUGUACGGACAGAAUUAAUGGAACAGAUACCACCCAUUGCCAUUUUUCUACAGGAGAGUAGGCCAAACUUUCCUGCAGCAUUUUCUGAAUACCUUAUGCCUAUAGUGGUGAGAUACCUCACAGAUCCAAAUAAUCAGGUUAGAAAAGCAAGCCAGGAUUCACUGCUAAUAUUACUGGAUCAACAACUUAUUGCUCAACAUGAUAUUGAAAAUAAGGUGUGUCCAAUUCUGUUGGAACUUUCUGCUCCAGAAAGUGAUGAUGAAUACAAGGUGGAGGCAGUCAAUAUAAUCUGCAAAAUGGCAUCUAUGGUGAACAAAUCUACCCUUGAGCGCUUGCUGCUUCCUCGGUUCUGUGAGCUUUGCAGUGAUGGAAAACUCUUUCAAGUCCGGAAGGUCUGUGCAGCCAGCUUUGGUGAUAUAUGCAGUGCAGUUGGGCAAGAAGCCACAGAAAAUAAUUUGAUUCCAAAGUUUUUUGAGCUCUGCUCUGAUAACAUUUGGGGUAUGCGGAAAGCUUGUGCUGAAUGCUUUAUGGCUGUCUCCUGUACCGUUUCUCCUGAGGUUCGGAGGACCAAACUGUCUCCCCUCUUCAUCGGUCUCAUUAGUGAUCCUUGCAGAUGGGUUCGUCAAGCUGCUUUCCAGUCACUUGGUCCUUUCAUUUCUACUUUUGCAAACCCUUCCAGUGCUGGUCUUUACAUUCGAGAGGAUGGGACGCUCAGCAUCCGGCCUUGUAGUCCAUGCCCAGACCACAGUGCAAAUUUAAAGCUAUCAAGAUCAGAGAACUCAAUGGAAAAUAAAUUGGAAUCUCUGGCAGUGGAAUCUUCUUUUACCCCUGUGGUUUGUUCUGAAAUGUCACACUUGGAUGCACAGAAUCAAUGUUCAGCCAUACGCAUCAAUUUUGGAGUAGAUCAGACUAUAUUACCUCAGGGAGAGGAGAUUUUUUUAACUAACGAUAUCAAAAACUGUCAAACCAGCGAAUAUCAGGAAAUUAGCUCAAGAAUCCAGUCUGGACAGGAUGUGUUUAAUACUUUCUUAUACUGGCGACCUCCUCUUCCUGAUAUAAGCCAAGAUAUAGAGCUUCUUCAGGGCAAGACAGAGAUACAUGAGAGCACCUCGGUAUCACAGGCACUUUAUAAUAACUGCGUUGCCAGCAGUGAAAUUAAAAAAGUUCUGCAAAGUUUACAGGAGCACAUGGAUGACCCCGAUGUUCAAGCUCAGGUUCAAGUACUGUCUGCUGCACUCAGAGCUGCCCAUCUUGAUUCUGUCAGUGGCUGUGACAGCAAGCAGAAUGUGGAAGUUAAUGACACCUAUCAAGAAGAUAUCCCAAAUUUGGUCUGUACUUCCAGAACAGCAGAUGUGAAUAUCUUAUCUUCAUUGCCAAGUCUGGCUGAUGUGAUUGAGCUACCUGAUCCAACUAUAAUAAAAAAUGCGAAGUCAGAAGAACAACACAAUGAUGUCAACAAAGCUUUAGAGGCACAAGAGAAUGAUCCACAUCUUGAAGAUAAAUCAAAAUUGCAGGACAUUAUACCUCAGCCUUUGUUGGAGCAGUAUUUAUCUAUGACAGACCCUGCUCGAGCACAGACAGUUGAUACUGAAAUUGCGAAACACUGUGCAUACAGUCUUCCUGGUGUGGCUUUAACACUUGGCAGGCAAAAUUGGCAUUGUUUGAAGGACACCUAUGAAACUUUAGCAUCCGAUGUACAGUGGAAAGUCCGGCGCACGCUUGCUUUUUCCAUUCACGAGUUGGCUGUAAUUCUGGGAGAUCAGCUAACAGCAGCCGAUUUAGUGCCUAUUUUCAAUGGUUUCUUAAAGGAUCUGGAUGAAGUACGCAUUGGAAUCCUCAAACAUCUUUAUGAUUUCUUAAAGUUGCUUCAUGCUGAAAAAAGACGUGAAUACCUUUAUCAGCUUCAAGAAUUUGUGGUAACUGACAAUAGCAGGAAUUGGAGAUUUCGUUACGAACUUGCAGAGCAGCUCAUUUUGAUACUUGAACUCUAUAAUCCCAACGAUGUGUACGACCACUUAAGACAUAUUGCACUAACACUCUGUGCAGAUAAAGUUUCUGAAGUCCGGUGGAUCUCCUUCAAACUGGCUGUAGCAAUACUGCAGAAGUUCUACGCGUACAAUGUGACCUCUCUGGGAUUAAAUUUCAUUAAUGAGUUGAUUAUGAGAUUCCGCCAUUGUUCCAAGUGGGUUGGUCGGCAAGCAUUUGCUUUCAUCUGCCAGGCAGUAGUUGAAGAAGAAUGCAUGCCUGUGGACCAGUUUGUUGAACACCUGUUGCCCAGCCUUCUAAGCCUGGCUUCUGAUCCUGUGCCAAAUGUACGGGUUUUGCUUGCCAAAGCAUUGAGGCAGACAUUAUUGGAGAAAGCAUAUUUUAGAAUUGUUGGGAACCCUCAUCUGGAUGCUGUGGAAGAGACUGUUUUGGUUCUCCAAGCAGAUAGGGAUCAAGACGUUUCGUUUUUUGCCACCAUCAAACCAAAACUCAGUAACAUGCAUAUCACGUUACUUGAAAAACAAAAUUAAUAUUUUUUGUGCAUGUAGUCUAUGAAAUUACUAUUCAGCUAACAAGUUCCUGCUAUGACUACUAACCAACAUGGUGGAAGAGGACUCUUAUCAAGGAAAUAAUGCAAUUCGCAAGAAAAGGCCAUGUUCUUUAUUCUUUUUAUUAAAGUGAGAAACAUGUUUGUCUUUUUAUGUUCUGUACAUACCGCCUUGAUAUGGAAUAUUUGUUUUUUAAAUUUUUUAAUAUAAUUAUGUUCUUUCAUGAAUACGAGGAGUAAUGCUUAUCUCUAUCAAACAUUCAGCUAUGCUAUAUGUUCAUAUGGUUAUGCGAGCUUGUGCAUAUUUGCAACUUAAACAUCAUUCCACAAAGUAAGAAUAUGCCUUUCACGCUGACUCAAGUUACAGUGACAAAGCAAGACAAUGCUUGGUUUGACUAAAAUUAAGGGUGUUGUUGGUGAACCUAAAAUACGUAGGCUUCUUUAAAGCAUGAAAAUGUGCUCUUUGUUAAAGAGUUCAGAAAACAAAUCUGUAACUUGGAAAAAGAUAAAGUAAAAGUACAGAUUAAUGUUCUCUCUGAUGUGAUGGCAGACAGUUUCAUGAACGUUAGCAGAGUGUGGGAAAUUAAAUGAACUAUUCUUUGUCCUUCCUAUUUACCUCUAUCUUUGGCUGGUGCUGGUAUGUCUUCUGAUGAAAACUGCUGUUUUCAAACAGCUACAUCUGAAGAAUUUCAGAUAUUACAUAUUUUCUAGGGUAUAUUUCAUAGGAGACGGUGUGAUGCUUGGGCCUAUAAACUGCAGGAAUAGGAUUGACGUGUUUUGGGGAGUUUCUCAACAUUUGCUCAGUAGAAGGAAAUUAGAAUUUUCCCUUAGGAGAAAGAAGCUAGGGAUAUGAGUUAGCAUAAGUUUGAAGUUCCAAGAAUUGAGUGUGUAUACUGGGAAUAUUCUUUUUCCCCCAAGAUCGAUAGAAAAUUCAGUAUGAAGUAUUUUAUCUAGCGACCUGUAUAGCCCUUGGAUUUUGCAGAGCUCCCUUAAUUGCAUAUUCCAUGAUCAGCUAUUUCAUCAGCUCCCAAUCAGCUAAGAUUGGGAGACCUUUUGAAAGAGCUUUCCGCUUAGGGUGGGAGGAUCUCCACUUAGAGAGCAAAUGCCCUGAUCUCUCUAUGUGCAUACGGAGUCAUAUUACUUAGACCAGAGAUCUUCAAACUUGGCAGCUUUAAGACUUGUGGACUUCAACUCCCAGAGAAUUCUGGGAGUUGAAGUCCACAAGUCUUAAAGCUGCCAAGGUUGGGGACCCCUGACUUAGACCAACCUUGAUCCCUGAGUUUCUUGCUGAAGCUAUGAAUAGAAUAAAAUAAUAGUUUUUAAUUGCUUUGCACAUGAUAAAAAAUAUAUAUAAAUCAGGGAAAAAAAAGAAAGGGAAAGAGAUAAAUCAAUGUUCAUCUUGAUUUUACGUAGUUAAAAUACAAUAAUACAUGCAAGAGAUUUGGAAAAACAGUGAAACUCAGUCUAUGAAGUGUUUCCCAGCCUUGGCAACUUUCAGAUAUGUGGACUAGCUGAGUUGAAGUCCACAUAUUUAAAGCUACCAAGGUUGAAUAACUGCGGUCUGGUGAGAGCUGCUGGACAUAGCCUUCCCAGCUUAAAGAUUAUAAUGUGAGUCCCCUAGCUCUAGAUACAUUCGAACAUUUAACUUGUACAAAUAAUUUACUAUAUGUAUGUAAGAACUAACCCGCCCAAAACAACCCCCUCUUACAGCAUGAUUUGUUUGGCAGAACAAAAAUGUAUAUGACAUAGGCACCUCCUAGGAAUCAUUCACGGAAAUAAAUGAUCAUUGCUUGAGCUAAUGGUUUUUUAGUUACGGAACAAUAUUCUUAAGAUGUUUUUAAAUUGUGUAUUGAUACAGACAUAAGGUUUUUAAUCCCAAAAAUCUAUAAGAAGGAUUUUAAUUUUGGGAUAAACAUAGUGGAAUCACUUUAGAAAAUAUGUAAAAUAUGCUUUGUUGCAAGCCUGAUUAUUUAGCUAAUAUCUUAAAUGUCCUUGUUACAAAUAAGUAGUUGUCCUGUGUAUUGUCUGUGUCUUUUUUAAAAAAAAAACAACGACAAUGAUUUAAUUUAUUAGAAUUGUUUAACACAUUUUGGACACAAUGCUAUGGAAGAUUGUGUUCCAGGUUGCGAAACAGUUUUUAGAUUUUAUAAUAAUCUUAUUUACUUUGCAAGUUUCUAAAAUGUUUU
Molecule: messenger RNA, 10544 nt
Organism: Ahaetulla prasina
Lineage: Eukaryota; Metazoa; Chordata; Lepidosauria; Squamata; Colubridae
Product: serine/threonine-protein phosphatase 4 regulatory subunit 1-like
Exons: 19
Coding region: 5615-8341 (908 amino acids)
Biological process (GO): protein dephosphorylation
Molecular function (GO): protein phosphatase regulator activity
Source: RefSeq, a predicted model, not a curated record